AUGUUGUUUUCAAAUAAUAAGAUACAUGCGGACGGUAAACUUGCAUUGAUUGUUGGCGCUUCACAAGGACUUGGUGCUGAUUUAGCAUUGAAGCUUUACCAGCAAAAUUGUUCGGUUAUACUUGUUGCAAGAACAGAAACCAAAUUGGUAGCUCAAAUAAAAAGAAUUCAAAGUUCCAACCCUGAAAAUAAUGCUUCGUUAAGUUAUAAAUGUUGUGAUGCCUCGAAUUAUGAAGAUUGUGUAAAACUAUGGAAUGAUUUGAUUGUGGAUCAGAAACAAGAUCCAGACUUCAUAUUUUGUUGUGCUGGAUCAUCAAUUCCUAAAUUGUUCAGCGAUUUGACAGCUAAGGAUUUUGCGAUUGGCAUUAAUACAAACUACAGUACUUCUUUAAAUAUAACACAUACUGGGUUCAAACAAGUACUUGGCCAGUUUUCCAAUCUUUCAUGCGACCAAUUCAAAAAACGUCAUGUUAUUUUUGUUUCUUCUGUUGUAAGCUUUUAUCCAUUUAUUGGAUACAGUCAAUAUGCACCAUUAAAAAGUGCUAUACAAUCUCUUUCCACUAUAUUACGUCAAGAGAUGGGGCCUUUUAAUUAUCGAGUUUCGUGUGUAUUCCCUGGUAAUUUUCAAAGUGAAGGAUAUGAAGAAGAACAAAAGACCAAACCUUCAAUUACCAAAUCGAUUGAAGGUUCAAGUAAGCCAAUAUCAGGGGAAGAUUGUGCAGAUAUAAUACUUACCCAAUUGAAUAGAGGAUAUGACACAGUUACCACAGAUUUUAUUGGAUGGUUACUAGGGUGCUCGGUUCUAGGUGUCUUACCUAGAUCGUGGGGCUUCUUUCAAAUAAUUGUCUCGUUUAUAUUCCUGAUUAUUGCUCCAAUUGCAAACUGGGUAGUUUAUAAAGAUGUGCUCAAGUUUUUUAAAACUAGUACGAGUGAAGUGGAAGAAUAUGAAAUCGUCACUACCGACGGUAACAAGAAAACCCUCUGA
Molecule: messenger RNA, 984 nt
Organism: Debaryomyces tyrocola
Lineage: Eukaryota; Fungi; Ascomycota; Pichiomycetes; Serinales; Debaryomycetaceae
Source: the annotation of a GenBank genome assembly